Messenger RNA from Gorilla gorilla gorilla (western lowland gorilla), 4576 nucleotides. It is a transcript of the gene FLRT3, whose product is annotated as fibronectin leucine rich transmembrane protein 3. Bases 1070 to 3019 code for a protein of 649 amino acids. Gene Ontology annotation, molecular function: protein binding. The transcript is spliced from 3 exons. Lineage: Eukaryota; Metazoa; Chordata; Mammalia; Primates; Hominidae. The record is from RefSeq and is a predicted model, not a curated record.
ACCCCCUUCUUCAGCCACUGCGAGGUGAAGCUUUAAACUUCAGACUUGGAGGUGGGCUGUGUGCAGUAAACUGGAAUGCUCUCCCUCGCUCACUCCUCAGUGUAGGAGUGAUCUGAAGCAGGACAAGCUCAGCCUGCAGCUGCCGUGGGCUUUGUGUGGACUGGACGCAGAGCUUGGGAGACGGGGGAGGGCUAUUACUCCAAUUCACUGUCAAUGGAAUUACAGCUAUAGCGGCAGUGUAUAUAGGAUUGCUUUUUCUCGUCUUCCUGGAGAUGCUCAGUCCCAGUAUAUUUUAAGGAAGAGAAAUAUAAAGGAAAUUUAGUAUGCCUCCUUUUCUUUACAUGAAGAAUUUAGUUUCCUUUACUUCUUAAAAGAGAAUACCUGUUCUUGUAUAACGUGACUGCACCAGACAUUCUGAAAAAUCAGCAAGAAGCAAAAGCUGGAAAUAGCUAUUUCACAGCAGGUAAUCAUACCUCAGGAUGUAGCUACUGUACAAAGUUUAUACUUGGAUAAUCCUGGAUGGGAAUAAAGGUAGGGGGUAACUGCCUGAAAAACCUAUUACUAUACAGGCCUUAGCAUCAUGAAUGACUUUCUUCAUGAGGAUCUGAAGUUACUAUCUCUGACCACAUUGCACGGAAGAGCCAAUAAGAAUUUCAAAGAGGGCAAUUUCCACUAAGGGAAUUAAGCUACACAAAAGGAACUUUCACACAGAAACUCUAUCAGAAAGAAAAAAAAAAUACAUAGGAAACCAUGUGUCCUACACAGUAACAGGAAGCAGAAUUGUUUCUGCCCCCACUUUAAUGAGCUUGCCCACCAUGCUGAACUGCAGCUGGAAUGUUCAUUGACAACAGCAAGCCUGAUCUGGAGGUGUGUACGCCAUAGGAUUACUUGAAUAAACGGUGAAGAACAUUUCCAAGGACUAAACAAAAGUUUAUAAGUCCCAGUCCCUCACCAGGAAAAUAAUAUAUGUGCAUUGGAUAUUCACCCCCGCAAAAUUUACUCUCAUCGUUCAAUAAGGGUUCUGAAGUAACGGAAGCUACCUUGUAUAAAGACCUCAACACUGCUGACCAUGAUCAGCCCAGCCUGGAGCAUCUUCCUCAUCGGGACUAAAAUUGGGCUGUUCCUUCAAGUAGCACCUCUAUCAGUUAUGGCUAAAUCCUGUCCAUCUGUGUGUCGCUGCGAUGCGGGUUUCAUUUACUGUAAUGAUCGCUUUCUGACAUCCAUUCCAACAGGAAUACCAGAGGAUGCUACAACUCUCUACCUUCAGAACAACCAAAUAAAUAAUGCUGGGAUUCCUUCAGAUUUGAAAAACUUGCUGAAAGUAGAAAGAAUAUACCUAUACCACAACAGUUUAGAUGAAUUUCCUACCAACCUCCCAAAGUAUGUAAAAGAGUUACAUUUGCAAGAAAAUAACAUAAGGACUAUCACUUAUGAUUCACUUUCAAAAAUUCCCUAUCUGGAAGAAUUACAUUUAGAUGACAACUCUGUCUCUGCAGUUAGCAUAGAAGAGGGAGCAUUCCGAGACAGCAACUAUCUCCGACUGCUUUUCCUGUCCCGUAAUCACCUUAGCACAAUUCCCUGGGGUUUGCCCAGGACUAUAGAAGAACUACGCUUGGAUGAUAAUCGCAUAUCCACUAUUUCAUCACCAUCUCUUCAAGGUCUCACUAGUCUAAAACGCCUGGUUCUAGAUGGAAACCUGUUGAACAAUCAUGGUUUAGGUGACAAAGUUUUCUUCAACCUAGUUAAUUUGACAGAGCUGUCCCUGGUGCGGAAUUCCCUGACUGCUGCACCAGUAAACCUUCCAGGCACAAACCUGAGGAAGCUUUAUCUUCAAGAUAACCACAUCAAUCGGGUGCCCCCAAAUGCUUUUUCUUAUCUAAGGCAGCUCUAUCGACUGGAUAUGUCCAAUAAUAACCUAAGUAAUUUACCUCAGGGUAUCUUUGAUGAUUUGGACAAUAUAACACAACUGAUUCUUCGCAACAAUCCCUGGUAUUGCGGGUGCAAGAUGAAAUGGGUACGUGACUGGUUACAAUCACUACCUGUGAAGGUCAACGUGCGUGGGCUCAUGUGCCAAGCCCCAGAAAAGGUUCGUGGGAUGGCUAUUAAGGAUCUCAAUGCAGAACUGUUUGAUUGUAAGGACAGUGGGAUUGUAAGCACCAUUCAGAUAACCACUGCAAUACCCAACACAGUGUAUCCUGCCCAAGGACAGUGGCCAGCUCCAGUGACCAAACAGCCAGAUAUUAAGAACCCCAAGCUCACUAAGGAUCACCAAACCACAGGGAGUCCCUCAAGAAAAACAAUUACAAUUACUGUGAAGUCUGUCACCUCUGAGACCAUUCAUAUCUCUUGGAAACUUGCUCUACCUAUGACUGCUUUGAGACUCAGCUGGCUUAAACUGGGCCAUAGCCCGGCAUUUGGAUCUAUAACAGAAACGAUUGUAACAGGGGAACGCAGUGAGUACUUGGUCACAGCCCUGGAGCCUGAUUCACCCUAUAAAGUAUGCAUGGUUCCCAUGGAAACCAGCAACCUCUACCUAUUUGAUGAAACUCCUGUUUGUAUUGAGACUGAAACUGCACCCCUUCGAAUGUACAACCCUACAACCACCCUCAAUCGAGAGCAAGAGAAAGAACCUUACAAAAACCCCAAUUUACCUUUGGCUGCCAUCAUUGGUGGGGCUGUGGCCCUGGUUACCAUUGCCCUUCUUGCUUUAGUGUGUUGGUAUGUUCAUAGGAAUGGAUCGCUCUUCUCAAGGAACUGUGCAUAUAGCAAAGGGAGGAGAAGAAAGGAUGACUAUGCAGAAGCUGGCACUAAGAAGGACAACUCUAUCCUGGAAAUCAGGGAAACUUCUUUUCAGAUGUUACCAAUAAGCAAUGAACCCAUCUCGAAGGAGGAGUUUGUAAUACACACCAUAUUUCCUCCUAAUGGAAUGAAUCUGUACAAAAACAAUCACAGUGAAAGCAGUAGUAACCGAAGCUACAGAGACAGUGGUAUUCCAGACUCAGAUCACUCACACUCAUGAUGCUGAAGGACUCACAGCAGACUUGUGUUUUGGGUUUUUUAAACCUAAGGGAGGUGAUGGUAGGAACCCUGUUCUACUGCAAAACACUGGAAAAAAAGACUGAAAAAGCAAUGUACUGUACAUCUGCCAUAUAAUUUAUAUUUAAGAACUUUUUAUUAAAAGUUUCAAAUUUCAGGUUACUGCUGCGAUUGAUGUAGUGGAGAUGCCUGAACACAAUUCUAUAUUUUAGUAUUUUUUAGUAAUUUGUACUGUAUUUUCCUUGCAAAUAUUGGAGUUAUAAACCAUUUACUUUGUGUUCUACUGAGUAAGAUGACUUGUUGACUGUGAAAGUGAAUUUUCUUGCUGUGUCGAACAAUCAGGACUGCAUUCAUAUGAGAUCCUUGUAGUAUAAGCACAGGCCAUUUUUCACUUUGGUAUUAAUAAAAUGUAAAAAAAAAACUGGCUGAAUGGCUGAAUGAGAUAAAAUUUAAUUUUAAAAAAUGGUUAUGAAAUAAUGUUCCAAUUAUUAAAUUUGUAUUAUCCCAGUGGUAUUCAAUAAAUCAAAAUGUGUGAAGUAAUGGGCAAUAUCAAACUUCCUGCAUAUCUCCAUUUUUGCUCUAGGCAAAUUAAUUAUCCUUAAAAAAGUUAAGCAUAUCUUCUGAACUGAAUACAUCAGCUGGCAUAAAAGGAGCAUGAAGUCUGUUAAAGCCAUUGUCAGCAAAGAUUUGAAAAUAAAGGACUUCACAAAAACAGUAAUGUAAAUGUGCUUCCAAGUUGGGGGGAAAAUGUGUACUUAGGAAAACACGAAAACUUAGACUUGUAUAGUGUAAUGAACACAAAUAUCAAAACUGCAUUUUGGUUUUGCCUAUACCAUCCUGAUUUUUGAAAAGUGAAUUAUAAACACAAAAUUGUUAGUGUUUAUGAUGUUUUUAUCAUAAAGGAUGUCAGAGAAACUUUAUGCAUAUUAAAAAUGUAAUGUAAUUAUAAGAGAUUCCCCUCAACAAUCCAGAGAAAGUAGUUCUUUAAAUAAGAGAUAAUUUAAAGAAAAAUAAAUACUAGACAUCAAAUUUAGGUCUGGUUUAUGUCAAAGGUUUUAACACUGUACAUAAAUGUUCAAUUUACUUUUACAAAGAUCAAGAAUACUGCCCAUUACUGUCACAAUUUUCCAGAUAUUACAUAAUGAACUCAUAAUGUAACAUUUCCUUCUAGCUUCCUACUGAAUUGUGAGCUGUUACUUGUUGAAAAACCAUAUCACUUUUCUGUUGCCAUGAUUUUUUUUUUUCAACAAAAAACCAAAGUGCAUUGUACGCCCUUUGGCCAGUCUUGUAUGUGCCUUGAUCCAACGCUACAUGUAUUCAGCUUUUAAAACUCGACAAAUUUUUCAUACUCCUUAAAUAUGAAAAAUUAUGGUCUUAUUGCUGAAUAAAACUUUUAAAAAGUACAGAAUAAUUGUGCUUGCUUUUUCAGGAUUGUGUUACUAUCACUAAGUAGCAAAUUGCCCAGCACAUUAGUCCUGAACGUCCCAUGUAUUUUUCUAGGCAUAAAAAUAAAAGUUGGCUAAAAAUUUUAAAAAAUCAA